ACACACACACACACACACACACACACACACACACACAGUACAGUCUCCUGUUGCAGCGGUUCAUCCCUCAGCUGUGACUGCAGGCUUCUCGACCAUCUUUAAGAUGUCCUGGCAGCCUCCGUACUACGGAUCAAAGUUCCGUCAUGUUUAUGGAAAACCAGCAAGUAAGGGUCAGAAUUAUGAUGGUCUGUCAAUCACCCGCAGUGUCCAUGACAACCACUGCUGCGCCAUCAAUCCGCGCUUCAUUGCAGUGGUCACUGAGUGCGCAGGGGGCGGAGCCUUCAUCGUCAUCUCCAUACAUCACACAGGCCGUGUGGACCCUCAUCAUCCCCGUGUGUGUGGUCACAGCGCCCGGGUUCUGGAUGUUAAAUGGGAUCCAUUUGAUGACCAACGUAUAGCUUCCUGUUCUGAAGACUGCACGGUUAAAGUGUGGCAGAUUCCCUGUAAUGGACUGAAGGAUAAUCUGAUCAAACCACAGAAGGAGUUGUUAGGCCAUGUCCGGAGGGUGGGGCUUAUUGAGUGGCAUCCAACUGCAAAAGACAUCUUGUUAAGCUCCGCCUAUGAUUAUAGAGUGUGUGUGUGGCGUGUAGACAAUGUGGGUGUGCUGGUGGUGAAGACGCCAGUGUCUGUGAUCCACACACACACCGGUCUAGUGAUGAGUGUGAGUUUCAGUGAGGAUGGCAGCAGAAUUGCUACAACAUGCAAAGACAGACGAGUCCGAGUCCUUGAGCCGCGCACAGGGCGCACACUUCAGGAGUCAUGUAAUGAGUCUCAUAAGGCUUUCAAGGUCCUGUUCCUGUCCAACCGGAACCUGCUGCUUACAACUGGAACUUCCAAAUGGAACCAGAGACAGUUUGCCUUGUGGGACCCGGAUGAUUUAUCCGAGCCGUUGUUGGAGGAGGAUGUGGAUGGAGGUUCUGGUGUUCUCUUUCCAUUUUAUGACCCUGACACAUACAUUCUAUACCUGGCUGGCAAGGGAGACGGUAAUAUCCGGUAUUAUGAAGUGAGUGUGGAGAAACCGUACAUACAUUUUCUGGCAGAAUAUCGUUCUCCACUUCCACACAAGGGCCUGGGUGUGAUGCCGAAGCGAGGUUUAGACACUGUGCAGUGUGAAGUGUUUCGUUUUUAUCGCCUGGUUCCUGUGAAAGACCUGGUGGAGCCGUUAUCCUUUAUUGUACCGAGAAAGUCUGAGGACUUUCAGAAGGACAUUUAUCCCAUGACGGCGAGCAACGAGGCGGCCAUGACGGCUCAGGAGUGGCUCACGGGGCAAAACAAAGGGCCGCUGCUGAUGUGCCUGAGGCCUGAGACCAAAGUGCAGAACCCGUACCCAGCUCCGGAGCAGGACACUGAGCGCUCAGUCUGCAGCCUGCAUCUCCUUCAGGAACACUACAGAGCAGAGAAAGCGAGCAGUCAGAAAGCAGGGGAUGAAAUCAGUGACCUGUCAGAGUGGCAGGAGGAUGAGACUCAGUGGAACAGCUGGAGAGACACACACUUUGGUGUUUGGUGGUGUGAGACAGCAGCAUACACACCGCCGGAUGGAGACAAGGAGCAGCUGAAUGUGUUUUAUAAGCAGCAGGAAGAGAUCAGGUCUCUGAGGCAGAAGCUCAGUCAGCGGGACACCAGGAUUCAGCAGCUGGAGCUUGAGAUCAAGAACAUACGCAAUCAGCUGAGAGCUUCGUUCUGAUGAAAACACACGGAGAAGCGAUGGACAGAGAGUACAGAUAAGCAGCCUGAAUGCCCGGCGGCCAUCUUGGAACAUUCCUGUGGCUGUUUUUACUCCCACAAAAUAAUGACAAGUUGCAGUCAAAUGAACUCGAGCUG
This is a messenger RNA of Tachysurus fulvidraco (yellow catfish), 1821 nucleotides long. RefSeq names its product coronin 2Ab (gene coro2ab). Gene Ontology annotation, molecular function: actin filament binding. Lineage: Eukaryota; Metazoa; Chordata; Actinopteri; Siluriformes; Bagridae. The transcript has 12 exons. The coding region runs from base 104 to 1684 and encodes 526 amino acids. The record is from RefSeq and is a predicted model, not a curated record. Gene Ontology annotation, biological process: actin filament organization.